UCACGCAUGCGCAAAGGAGGCUGAGCGCCGUACCGUCCCUUAGUGGUCUGCGCAGGCGCAGCUGUAGCCGGCCCGUCAUCUCCUGGACAGGAGGAAGCAGCCAUGGAGUCAUACGAUGUGAUCGCGAACCAGCCUGUGGUGAUUGAUAAUGGCUCUGGAGUCAUUAAAGCUGGCUUUGCUGGUGAUCAGAUCCCAAAGUAUUGCUUUCCUAACUAUGUGGGGCGGCCAAAGCAUAUUCGAGUCAUGGCUGGUGCCUUAGAAGGAGAUCUAUUUAUUGGACCAAAGGCAGAGGAACACAGAGGCUUACUAUCUAUCCGAUACCCCAUGGAACACGGCAUUGUGAAGGACUGGAAUGACAUGGAACGCAUCUGGCAGUAUGUCUAUUCAAAAGAUCAGCUUCAGACGUUUUCUGAAGAGCAUCCCGUCUUGCUAACAGAAGCGCCCUUGAAUCCCCGGAAAAAUCGCGAACGAGCGGCAGAAGUUUUCUUUGAGACUUUUAAUGUUCCAGCACUGUUCAUUUCCAUGCAAGCUGUGCUGAGCCUCUAUGCCACAGGGAGAACAACGGGGGUUGUCCUGGACUCCGGAGAUGGAGUAACACACGCAGUGCCCAUCUAUGAAGGCUUUGCCAUGCCUCACUCCAUCAUGAGGAUUGACAUUGCUGGCCGAGAUGUCUCCCGCUUCCUCCGGCUUUAUUUGCGGAAAGAGGGCUAUGACUUCCAUACCUCAGCUGAGUUUGAAAUUGUCAAAACCAUUAAGGAGCGUGCAUGUUACCUGUCCAUAAAUCCACAAAAAGAUGAGACGUUGGAGACAGAGAAGGCCCAGUAUUACUUACCUGACGGAAGCACCAUUGAGAUUGGCCCAGCCCGAUUCCGGGCACCUGAGCUGCUGUUCCGACCAGACCUUAUUGGAGAGGAGUGUGAAGGAAUUCACGAGGUGUUAGUAUUCGCCAUUCAGAAGUCAGACAUGGACCUAAGGCGGACCUUGUUCUCCAACAUAGUGCUCUCUGGAGGAUCCACCUUAUUUAAAGGAUUUGGGGACAGACUUCUGAGUGAAGUAAAAAAAUUAGCACCAAAAGAUGUAAAAAUAAGGAUAUCUGCUCCUCAAGAACGAUUAUAUUCUACAUGGAUUGGUGGAUCUAUUUUGGCUUCUUUGGACACCUUCAAGAAAAUGUGGGUCUCCAAGAAGGAAUAUGAAGAAGACGGGCCCCGAGCUAUCCACAGGAAAACUUUCUAACGUCCCAAAAGACCAAGUCUCUGUAUCAGUCCACUUCAGUUUAAAACUCGCUUUUUGAGUAUGAGAGUGUGGUUGGGAGGUGACUGGUGGGUGGGUGUGAAUGUAUGUGUCUGUAUGCGCUCUCCAGCAUGCCAAGAAGUGGUUAAACGAGGGCAGAAGAGGGCAGCCGAAUAAACCCAUCGGAGAGGAAAGCCUUUAUCCCAUUCCUAUUUAUGUGUUACGUUGCACCAGGGUCUGUAAAUGGUCUGUUGCGAAAAUAUUUUAUCGCAUUAUAGCCUAUUUAUCCUUAACAGAUUACCGUACAUAAAGUAUAAAGACAAAAAACCUAGCUGGCAGCACAUAAUGAACUGUUCAGUGACGUAUGUGACCCCCGCACUUCUUCGCCACACAGGCCUUCAGAAUUACGUUUACUUGAGUCAACAA
Nanorana parkeri is the source of this 1656-nucleotide messenger RNA. It is a transcript of the gene ACTR1A, whose product is annotated as ARP1 actin-related protein 1 homolog A, centractin alpha. The record is from RefSeq and is a predicted model, not a curated record. The coding region runs from base 103 to 1233 and encodes 376 amino acids. Lineage: Eukaryota; Metazoa; Chordata; Amphibia; Anura; Dicroglossidae. The transcript is spliced from 11 exons.